GCAGACAUCCCCAGGCUCUCCUAAAAGGGCAAACGCCCGUCAGUGUGGUGGGCCCUCUCGUCUUAUUGAAUUGAACAUAUACAUCACCCAUCCCUCGACUGAACUUGAGUACACUUCGAUCUGAUCAUUGACCACACCUCCCUCCUCGCCCGACCCUGUCCCGGGUUCCUCCUUGUUGAAACGUGAAUCAACACACCCCCCCCUUUAGGCCAGCCCUAUGUCCGAAUCGCAGCCCUCGUCGCGCUUCCUCGCCCCCGCCCCCGCCCCCGGUCAACCCCCUCAGCUCAAGGCCUCGGACCAUGCCGUGCAGGGCCGCAAACACAAAACCACCGCCUGCCAGGCGUGUAAACUGAAGAAGCUCAAGUGCCGCGGCGAUCCGCCCUGCCAGCACUGCGUUGCCAAUGGCCUCCACUGCCAGGUGGACGAGAUGGCCGACAUGCGCCGCAAGUAUGCCAUGAAGCGCAAGCUGGAGCGCCUCGAACAGGCCGAGGAGACCCUGGUGCGACUGGUCAGCGCCCUCCGCGACAGCGAGAGCAAGCGUCUCGCCCAGCUGCUCAACCUCAUCCGCAGCAACGCCUCCUUCGACGAGCUACAGAUCUUCCUCCAGAAGAAGUUCACGCCCCCCGAGAUCGAACAAUGCCCCGAACUGCGCGACAUCCAGACCCAGAUCUCGCGCCCCUCCACCGAGGACGACGAUGACGACGAUAACGAAUCACACCCACACCCACAACAACAGCAACAACAACAAAAACAACCUCCCUCUCCCUCCCCGGCGCGCAGCUCCCGCCGCUUCCUCGAUGUCCGUCGCCUCGCCGACAGCCCGGUAUAUCGCGUGCCCGCCCGGCCGUGGACGAAAGUCACCGACGACGACGAGCUGGUGUCGCAUCUGAUCUCGCUCUGGCUGACAUGGACGUACCCGUUCUUCGACUGGCUGGACAAGGACCUGUUCCUGCGGGACAUGCGGGCGGGGCAGCUGCAAUGCCAGUUCUGCUCGCCGUUCCUCGUGAACGCCAUCCUGUCCGAGGCCAGUUAUUACUCCGACUACGCCGAGGUAUUUACCGUCCCCAACGACACGCUGACCCGCGGCGACCAUUUCUACGACGAGGCGCGUCACCUCCUGGAAAGGGAGGACGGCGCGGCGAACCUCCCGACCAUCCAGGGGCUGUUGAUUUUGUUUGUCCGGAUGGCGUUGAUGGGGAAAGACCGGCUGGGCUGGAUGUAUCUGGACCUGGCCAUCCGCGGGGCCGAGGAGUAUGACGAGAGAUACCCCCCCCGGCUGGGGGCCGACAACCCUAGCCCUGAGCCCUUGCGGGUGCUCGAGGAUGUCGCCAACCGGACCCUCUGGGGGGCCUUCAACAUCGCCGCCACGGCCACCGUCUCCCUCAUGAAGCACCUCGACGUCUCCCCCCCGCGCCGACCCCGAAUCGCCGUCCAUCACCACGACCCCCGCGACGUGUGGUUCCCCUACCCGCGCGAGGUCGAAUCCGUGCCCGGCCACCACGCCUGCGUCUUCGACCGCUGGAGCGCCUUCUGCUGCAUCGCCAUCCAGAUCAGCACUGGCUUCCACAACGUCGAGAACCCCGUGUCGCUGGCCCAGAUGCCGGGCUUCGUGCACAACAUCCACGCCCAGCUGCAGGACUGGUACGCCAGUCUGCCGCCGUGUCUGAGUGCCGAGACCGCCGCCGCUCCCCACGUUCUUAGCCUGCACCUCUUCUAUCACACCACCGUGAUGCAAAUCUUCAGCUACCUGCGCGCCAACCACUCCACCCCCUCCCCUCCCCCCUAUCCCCCCACCAAAACCAUCUGCCUCGCCUCCGCCCGCCAAGUGUCCCACCUCCUGGGCCUGCACCGCAACAACUGGGGCAUCGACCGCAUGGCCCCCUCCACCAUCCAAUGGUGCUGCAUCAGCCUCUUCACGCUCAUGGACGCCCUCGACGCGGCCGCCAACCGCAACGCCUUCAUCGAGCUGUGCGUCUUCGCGCGCGCCUUCUCGCGCCGCUUCCCCCUCGCCAAGGGCAUUCUGCGCAUGAUCCAGCUCUCGGCGACGCAGGCCCAGGUCGUCCUGCCGGAGGAGACGGACGUGCUUUUUGCGGACUUUGAGUCCGCCGCGUGGAAGGAGCGCGACGUGCAGGUUUUUAGUAGCUUCUAUCCGCAUCCGCAUUUUGUGUCGGUUGUGAGGAGGGGGCGGGGGCGGGGGGGAUGGGGUGGGUGGGUGGGUAUGACUACUAUGGGGAAGGACUAUGACUAUGAGUAUGACUACUAUGAGGCGUUUGGACUUGAAACGAAUGUGUUAUGA
Molecule: messenger RNA, 2296 nt
Organism: Aspergillus heteromorphus CBS 117.55
Lineage: Eukaryota; Fungi; Ascomycota; Eurotiomycetes; Eurotiales; Aspergillaceae
Product: Zn(II)2Cys6 transcription factor
Exons: 7
Coding region: 218-2296 (692 amino acids)
Biological process (GO): DNA-templated transcription; regulation of DNA-templated transcription
Molecular function (GO): DNA binding; DNA-binding transcription factor activity, RNA polymerase II-specific; zinc ion binding
Source: RefSeq, a predicted model, not a curated record